ACAGAUUGGCGCCAACUGAGGGCUGCAUUGUUAACCGAAUAUAACAUCGCGAGUUUCACUCGAGGUUCAUCUUAUAAAGAAAGCGAAAUAUGAUGUCAGUCUUCUCUUUCAGGACCUUCUUAUCCAUCGUUUGGCGCCCAAUAAUACCGAUUCAAGCUGAUACGAAUGCUAUGCAAACUCUGCAACGAGCAUCGGCAUUGGGUCGGCACACGGUCGGCGAUCUCGGAUGUUGAUGAAAGGCGGUGGAGAGUUGACAGUAUUAAACGGGAGAAGCCUGUACGCUGCAAACACGAUUACGACAGUCUUGUAUGGUGCCGAUAUAUGCAUGUACUUUAUGUCUGUUCACCUCCUACUCAAAAAACCACCACGCGAGCGCCGCUGGAACGCCCUUUACAUCUCAUUUGGAGCUAUUCUACUCAUUUUACUCACCAUCUACAUCUCCUGCAAUUUUCACUUCGGUCAACUUCUUUGGAUCAAUCGUCGCGACGUGAAGGGAGGUCCCGCUCAAUGGUAUAAAGACAACCUGAAUUCAUGGCCACUUAUUUUGGGAUCGGCAUGUGCCACAGUUGCGAAUAUCAUGGGAGACGGACUUUUACGUUGUGGUUUACCUAACGGGAGUCUUGUAGCAGCGUCCGUUCUUGCAACUGCUGAGAGCGGAGCAGGGAAUGGCACAUUUUGGACAGGUUUAGCAGGGACUUUCGACAUGAUAUGGGCUGCCUCUACCGCAUUGUUCAAUGUUUGCGUCAGCUCGUUGAUAUGCUACCCCCUCCUUCGCAUGUACUGGGACCUUCGUGUCAGCAUGCCACAACGCCAAGAUCUCAUGAACACGUACUCAGCUAUCGUGUCAAUGAUAGUGGAAGGGACGCUACCCUUUACGGUUAUCAGUGUCGUCUUCUUUGUGCUGUUACUUUGCUGCAGCGAAGUAGCACCUGGCAUGGCUCAUGUCUGGAUCGCGACUUGUUUUAACGAGUGGAAGGAGGGAGAAUGGGAAAUCAAAGGCGAAUUCGAAGCUACUAUGCGGGAAAACGAGAAACAAGGCCUGAAGAUAUCCAAGUCAAUGAUGGCCAGGGUAAAGGACAAGCCAGGCUGGCAAAUGACUCCUGUCGGUAAACGCAAGUUGCAACUCCGACGCCCUCUAGAAAUGACUUUCACUGAUCCGGGCCUCAGGCUUGCCUCGUCUUCUUGGCGUCUUUCGUUCGGCCUGAGCGCGUUUCCUUCGGUUUUGCAUAUCCAUUGCGUGCAUUUCAUCUUCAGCAACGUGCUUAGGCUGUGCAAGCGAGGUUUACGCUCUUUUGCCGCGCAUAUCGCAUAUGUGGGAACGCCCCCUACGGAACCACAAUUACCUUCCAUGCCUCGCGAUUGAAGGGAUGUCGAAACUCGUAUUUAGUAAAGGCAACAGGCAUGCGCCCACCCUAGAACACUGCGCCUCCGUGCCUCCGUGCCGUGGGGAACUCCCAAAAGUCUAAACGCGCAACCCGCGCGCUGGAAGGCCAAUCCCUUGACGACGGCGGUGAUCUACGCUGCAUUCAUGAGAACAUUCAUUGAGCAAGUUCGGAAGACACCUUCGAUUUCGUGCUGCUCUUUCAUUCCCGUCGUCCGCACAAGGAAAACACGUUCAACGGUCAUUAACUCGAGCUCUUGUUGGUGCACUCCGAACGCGUUGUUCGCUUCCGAGCACCACCGUUGGUGUGAGGCAGAUGCAGAAGUCGUUCUCAGUGUCUUCGCACAGUCGCUCCGCCCUUGUUGCGCUUCUUCCCUGGGUUUGGCAGGCCGCACUCGGCCUGGAGUAGGAAACAU
Messenger RNA from Coniophora puteana RWD-64-598 SS2, 1797 nucleotides. RefSeq lists its product as uncharacterized. Lineage: Eukaryota; Fungi; Basidiomycota; Agaricomycetes; Boletales; Coniophoraceae. Bases 227 to 1363 code for a protein of 378 amino acids. The transcript is spliced from 11 exons. The record is from RefSeq and is a predicted model, not a curated record.